Molecule: messenger RNA, 4301 nt
Organism: Myotis daubentonii (Daubenton's bat)
Lineage: Eukaryota; Metazoa; Chordata; Mammalia; Chiroptera; Vespertilionidae
Exons: 22
Coding region: 57-3905 (1282 amino acids)
Source: RefSeq, a predicted model, not a curated record
ACUUUCACACAAGUCUGGCCAGCAUUCCUGAGUCCAGCGGCCAGCCAGGACCCAAGAUGAUGUCCCUGGUUCUUCCCACCCUGCUCUACCUCGGGUUUUAUCUAACCCAGAGCAGUUGGGUUCAGGAAGGAAAUCUCCCCCCACCUGUUAUCACAGCUCUGCCUGGAUCCAUGGUUCUAUAUAAUGAACCAGUGAUCAUCUGGUGCCAAUGGCCUCCAGACGCUGAAGCCUACGAGAUAUAUAAAGUGGAAGAACCUGAGCCCAGGGACAGAAGGAAAUUACUGGUGGCUGGGAAGACCAACACUUUAUCUAUCCAAGAGAUGAAACCAGACCAGACAGGACUGUACCGCUGUUCCUAUAAGAGUGGAGAACACUGGUCCCUGCUCAGUGACCCCCUGCGUGUGGUGAUGACGGGAACUUUUGACAAACCCUCACUCUCCAGCAUGAGUGGCACGGUGGUAGCUUCAGGAGACAAUGUGACGUUACAGUGUUUCUCCAGAAUGAAGUUUGAUGCAUUUAUCCUCACCAAAGAAGGUGCACCUCAGUUCACGCAGAGACAAAGCUCCACGGCCCAGGACAAUGGACAGCAGACCACCUUCCACAUGGACCGUGUCACCUUCACACAGGCAGGGACCUACAGAUGCUACGGUGCCUUCAGCAAAGACCCCUACGUGUGGUCUCACCCCAGCGACCCACUGCAGCUGGUGGUCAGAGCAAGUCUCCCCCCACCUGUUAUGAAAGCUCUGCCUGGACCCAUGGUUCUAUAUAAUGAACCAGUGACCAUCCGGUGCCAAGGGCCUCCAGAUGCUGACGCCUAUGAGAUAUAUAAAGAGGGAGAACCUGAGCCUAGGGAUGAAAGGAAAUUACUGGUGGUGGCUGGAAAGACCGGCACUUCAGCUAUCCAAGAGAUGGAACCAUACUGGACAGGACUGUACCGCUGUUCCUAUCAGAGUGGAGGACACUGGUCCCCACUCAGUAACAUCCUGCAUCUGGUGAUGACGGGAUCUUAUGACAAACCCUCACUCUCGACCAUGAGUGGCACGAUGGUGGCUCUAGGAGACAAUGUGACGUUACAGUGUUUCUCCAGAAUCGGAUUUCAGGCAUUUAUUCUCACCCAAGAAGAUGCACCUCAGUUCACGCAAAGACAAAGCUCCACGGCCCAGGACAAUGGACAGCAGGCCACCUUCCACAUGGACCGUGUCACCUCCACACAGGCAGGGACCUACAGAUGCUACGGUGCCUUCAACAAAGACCCCUACGUGUGGUCUCACCCCAGCGACCCAUUGCAGCUUGUGGUCAGAGCACAGCAUCACAAACCUGUUAUCACAGCUCAGCCUGGAACCGAGGUUCGAUAUAAUGACCCAGUGACCAUCCGAUGCCAAGGGCCUCCAUACGCUGAAGCCUACAAGAUAUACAAAAACAUAGAACCUGAGUCUGGGAAUGGAAGUGAAUUCCUGGAGGCUGGUAGGACCAACACUUUAUAUAUCCAAAAGAUGAAGCGGGACAAUAUAGGACUGUACUGCUGUUCCUAUAUGGGAGCAGGAUUCUGGUCCCCCCUCAGCGACCCCCUGCAACUGGUGAUGACAAUGGUUGGUCUCACCGCACCUAUUAUGAAAGCUCUGCCUGGACCCAUGGUUUUAUAUAAUGAACCAGUGACCCUCCUGUGCCAAGGGCCUCCGGACGCUGAAGCCUAUAAGAUAUAUAAAGUGGAAGGACUUGAGCCUAAGGAAAAACGCAAAUUGCUGGUGGCUGGGAAAGCUAACACUUUCUCUAUCCAAGAGAUGAAAGCAAACUGGACAGGACAGUACCACUGUUCCUACGAGAGAGGAGAGUGGUCCCAGCCCAGUGGCAACCUGGAUCUGGUGAUGACGGGAUCUUAUGACAAACCCUCCCUCUCGAGCAUGAGUGGCAGGGUGGUGGCUCCAGGAGACAAUGUGACGUUACAGUGUUUCUCCAGAAUCAACUUUGAUUCAUUUAUUCUCACCAAAGAUGGCGCACCUCAGUUCACCCACAGACAAAGCUACACAGUCCAGGACAAUGCACUUCUGAUCACCUUCCACAUGGACAGUGUCACCUCCACUCAGGCAGGGACCUACAGAUGCUACGGUGGCUUCAACAAAAACUCCUCGAUGUGGUCUCACCCGAGCAACCCAUUGCAGCUGAUGGUCAGAGAAGCUGCUGACAAUUCUGAUCCCACAGAACCCAGCCGUUCUCAUGAUGAGACCUGCUGGUUGGAGUGUGUCCCCCCAGAACCAAGUCCGGCUGAGCCUGGCUGGCCUGGUUCUCUUGGUCCUUGUGGUCCUGGUGGCAGAGGCCUGCUACAGCCACAAGAGAGAAGUCUGUUCCGCUUAAAGGAGGCAUUGCUGAGGCCAACGGGCCAGAGAGGACCCAGAAUCAUGUCGGUGGUUCUUUCCACUCUGCUCUACCUCGGAUUGUAUCUAGCCCAGAGCACUCAGGCUCAGAAUGGAAAUCUCCUCCCUGCUGUUAUCAUAGCUCAUCCUGGACCCAUGGUUCUUUAUAAUGAACCAGUGACCAUCCGGUGCCAAGAGCCUCCACACGCUGAAGCCUACGAGAUAUAUAAAGUGGAAGGACCUGAGCGUAGGGAUGGAAAGAAAUUGCUGGUGGCUGAAAAGACCAGCACUUUAUCUAUCCGAGAGAUGAAACCAGACCAGACAGGACUGUACCGCUGUUCCUAUCAGAGUGGAGGACACUGGUCCCCACUCAGUGACAUCCUGCGUGUGGUGAUGACGGGAUCUUAUGACAAACCCUCACUCUCCAGCAUGAGUGGCACGAUGGUGGCUCCAGGAGACAAUGUGACGUUACAGUGUUUCUCCAGUUUGAAGUUUGAUGCAUUUAUCCUCACCAAAGAAGAUGCACCUCAGUUCACCCAGAGACAAAGGUCCACGGCCCAGGACAAUGGACAGCAGACCACCUUCCACAUGGACCGUGUCACCUCCACACAGGCAGGGACCUACAGAUGCUACGGUGCCUUCAGCAAAGACCCCAAUUUGUGGUCUCACCCCAGUGACCCACUGCAGCUUGUGGUCACAGGAAGUCUCCCCCCACCUGUUAUCACAGCUCGGCCUGGAUCCAUCGUUCUAUAUAAUGAACCAGUGACCAUCCGGUGCCAAGGGCCUCCAGACGCUGAAGCCUAUGAGUAUAUAAAGUGGAGGAACCUGAGCCUAGGGACAGAAGGAGAUUACUUGUGUGACGUCCUGCAUCUGGUGAUGAUGGGAGCUUAUGACAAACCCUCACUCUCCAGCAUGAGUGACACAGUGGUGGCUCCAGGAGACAAUGUGAAGUUACAGUGUUUCUCCAGAAUCAAGUUUGAUGCAUUUAUUCUCACCAAAGAAGAUGCACCUCAGUUCAACCAGAGACAAAGCUCCACGGCCCAGGACAGUGGACAGCAGACCACCUUCCACAUGGACCGUGUCACCUCCACAGAGGCAGGGACCUACAGAUGCUACGGUGCCUUCAGCAAAGACCCCUACGUGUGGUCUCACCCCAGCAACCCAUUGCAGCUUGUGGUCAGAGAAGCUACUGUUGAUCCCACAUCCGUGGAGCCAGGACAUCCACAUGCCACAGACCACAACCAGACCCAGAACCACCAUGGUAUUCUGAUCGGCUUCCCAGUGGCCAUCGUCCUCCUGCUCCUCCUCUUCCUCCUCCUUUUCUUCAUCCUCCGCCAUCGCCAUCGCAAAGCCAAAAACAAUGCCACCGAGACAAAGAGACAGCCACAGGAAGUGGAACCCAUGAACGGACUGGCCUCUGAAGCUAGAGACCCACAGGAUGUCACCUAUUUCCAAGUGGCCUUCAAUGCCCCCACCCACGGGACAGCUUCAGCCCCCUCCUUGCUGCCCAAGCCGGCCCAGGCCAGUGAGUAUGCCACACUCGUCCUGAGAUGAGCCGUGCUCUGGACAGUAGGAUUCAGAGCUACCAGUUGCAAGGUCCCUCCUCUGGCGUCAUUGCUUCUAAAUCUGAGGCUGUCAGCCGGGCUGAGGGAACCCACCCACAUUAACCAGAAAGUAGGCCCCGGCGCCCCCCUGAAUCUGGAGAUUAUCACCCAGUCAGUUCCAGAAUCUCCACCAUAAUUGCCCAUCAAUUCCUGGGACCCUCCUGGGUUAUUGGGACGAUGGCAGAAUAAUGUUUGUAUGUUCUCAUUGAUUAAACAAAUAUACUUAAAUCAUCUUGGGUGCCACGUUUUCUAUUACAGCUUAGAUGCACAGAACAGAUCCCAAAACCAUUUCUCUUGUCAAAAAUGUGUGGUCUAUCCCUGGCCAGGAGGCUCAGCGGGUUGGAGU